AUGUCACAAACGACUCACACAUUCCAAGCUGAGAUCUCUCAGCUUCUCGAUCUCAUUAUCAACACCUUCUACUCUAACAAGGAAAUUUUCUUGAGAGAAUUGAUCUCCAACUCAUCCGAUGCACUCGACAAGGUCCGCUACUCGUCACUCACUGAUCCAUCCGUACUCGACUCACAGAAGGAUCUCUUCAUCAGACUCACUCCAAUCAAGGAGCAGAAAUGUUUGAUUAUUCGUGACUCUGGUAUCGGUAUGACCAAGGCUGACCUUGUAAACAACUUGGGUACCAUCGCAAAGUCCGGUACCAAGGCUUUCAUGGAGGCUUUAAGCGCAGGUGCUGAUGUCUCCAUGAUUGGUCAAUUCGGUGUUGGUUUCUACUCUGCUUACCUCGUUGCCGAGAAGGUUGAAGUCAUCACCAAGCACAAUGAUGACGAGCAAUACAUCUGGGAGUCUUCCGCUGGUGGUACCUUCACCAUCACUCAAGACACCACUAACCCUCCUAUUGGCCGUGGUACUGAAAUGCGUCUCUUUUUGAAGGAGGACCAACUCGAAUACCUCGAAGAAAAGCGUAUUAAGGAAGUCGUUAAGAAGCACUCGGAGUUCAUCUCAUACCCAAUUCAACUCCUCGUCGAGAAGGAAGUUGAGAAGGAAGUUCAAGAUGAGUCUGCUGAGCAAAAGACCGAAGAAGACAAGCCAAAGAUCGAGGAAGUCGAAGAUGAGGACGCAAAGAAGGAAAAGAAGACCAAGACCGUCAAGGAGACUGUCAAGGAAGAAGAGGAGCUCAACAAGACCAAGCCAAUCUGGACUCGUAACCCACAAGAUAUCUCAAACGAAGACUAUGGUGCGUUCUACAAGUCUCUCACCAACGACUGGGAAGACCACCUCAGCGUCAAGCACUUUUCUGUUGAAGGUCAACUCGAGUUCAAGGCUUUGCUCUACGUUCCAAAGCGUGCUCCAUUCGACCUCUUCGAGACUAAGAAGAAGCGUAACAACAUCAAGCUCUACGUCCGUCGUGUCUUCAUUAUGGACGACUGUGAAGACCUUAUUCCAGAAUACCUCAACUUUGUCAAGGGUAUCGUCGACUCUGAAGAUCUUCCAUUGAACAUUUCUCGUGAGACCCUCCAACAAAACAAGAUUCUCAAGGUCAUUCGUAAGAACAUUGUCAAGAAGUGUCUCGAAGCCUUCUCUGAAAUCGCUGAGGACAAGGAAAACUUUGCCAAGUUCUACGAAGCCUUCGGCAAGAACAUCAAGCUCGGUAUCCACGAAGAUGCUCAAAACCGUGCUAAGCUCGCUGAGUUCCUCAGAUUCCACUCAACCAAGUCUGGUGAGGAGCAAACCAGCUUGAAGGAUUACAUCACUCGUAUGCCAGAAGUUCAGAAGAACAUCUACUACCUCACUGGUGAAUCGCUCUCAGCAGUCAAGGACUCACCAUUCUUGGAAGUUCUCAAGAACAAGGGCUUCGAAGUUCUUCUCAUGGUUGACCCAAUUGACGAGUACGCCGUCACUCAACUCAAGGAAUUCGAAGGCCGUAAGAUGGUCUGUGUUUCUAAGGAAGGUCUUGAACUUGAAGAGACUGAGGAGGAGAAGACUAAGCGUGAACAAGAAGCCAAGGACUUUGAAGAUCUCUGCAAGUCAGUCAAGGAAACUCUUGGAGAGAAGGUUGAGAAGGUUGUUGUUUCCAACAGAAUCCAAGACUCACCAAUGGUUCUUGUAACCUCCACAUUCGGAUGGUCUGCUAACUUUGAAAGAAUCAUGAAGGCUCAAGCACUCCGUGAUGCUUCCAUGUCAGCAUACAUGGCUUCUAAGAAGACGCUCGAAAUCAACCCACAAAACGCUAUCAUUAAGGAUCUCAAGCGUAAGGUUCAAGACGAUGCUGCAGACAAGACUGUCCGUGAUUUGACCUACCUCUUAUUCGAAACUGCAUUGCUUACAUCAGGUUUCACACUCGAUGACCCAACCUCAUUCGCUAAGCGUAUCAACAGAAUGGUGUCACUUGGUCUCUCAAUCGACGAAACUGAGGCCGUUCCUGCCGCUGCCACCGACAACAAGGACGAUGUUCCAGCACUUGAAGGUGAAGGCGCUGGUGCAAUGGAAGAAAUUGAUUAA
Molecule: messenger RNA, 2103 nt
Organism: Wallemia ichthyophaga EXF-994
Lineage: Eukaryota; Fungi; Basidiomycota; Wallemiomycetes; Wallemiales; Wallemiaceae
Product: Heat shock protein 90-like protein
Exons: 2
Coding region: 1-2103 (700 amino acids)
Biological process (GO): protein folding; cellular response to heat; protein stabilization
Cellular component (GO): perinuclear region of cytoplasm; protein-containing complex; plasma membrane
Molecular function (GO): ATP-dependent protein folding chaperone; ATP hydrolysis activity; ATP binding
Source: RefSeq, a predicted model, not a curated record